Messenger RNA from Dama dama (fallow deer), 2662 nucleotides. It is a transcript of the gene GLS2, whose product is annotated as glutaminase 2. Gene Ontology annotation, biological process: L-glutamine catabolic process. Lineage: Eukaryota; Metazoa; Chordata; Mammalia; Artiodactyla; Cervidae. The transcript has 18 exons. Gene Ontology annotation, molecular function: protein binding; glutaminase activity. The record is from RefSeq and is a predicted model, not a curated record. Bases 214 to 2022 code for a protein of 602 amino acids.
GAUGCCCGAGUCGGGGGGAUUGGGUGCGCCUGGCCCUGUCCGAGCCCGGUAGAGACCGGCCCCUCCUGCGCCAACCCCACCCUCCGGCCUCUCCUCGCCACGGUGCUCCAUCACUGAGCGCUCUCCACCUGGCCCGCGGUUCUUCCGCUCCUCGCUCCAGCCCCCUCUCACGCGGCCUGGGCGCUCUGGCCGAGCGGGCGGCAGGCUGCGGGGAUGCGCUCCGUCAGGGCUCUACAGAAUUCGCUGAGCAGGGCCGGCAGUCACUGCCGGCGGGGAGGCUGGGGUCACCUGAGCCAGAACCCUCUCCUUGGCUGGGGCGCCCGGCACCACUUCAGCGAGGCCGCGGCGCAGGGCAGGGAGACGCCGCACAGCCUCCAGACGCAGCACCAGGACCAUGACUCUUCAGAGAGUGGCAUGCUGUCCCGUCUGGGUGACCUGCUCUUCUACACGGUUGCUGAGGGACAGGAACGAAUCCCUAUCCACAAGUUCACCACUGCGCUGAAGGCCACCGGACUGCAGACGUCAGAUCCCCGGCUCCGGGACUGCAUGAGCCUCAUGCGCCGCAUGGUUCGAGAGUCCAACAGUGGUGGCCUCUUGGACCGAGAUCUUUUCCGAAAGUGUGUGAGCAGCAACAUUGUGUUACUGACUCAGGCCUUCCGGAAGAAGUUUGUCAUUCCUGAUUUUGAGGAGUUCACGAGCCACGUGGACCGCAUCUUUGAGGAUGCCAAAGAGCUCACUGGAGGCGAGGUGGCAGCCUACAUCCCUCAGCUGGCCAAGUCAAACCCGGGCCUGUGGGGCGUCUCGCUGUGCACCGUGGAUGGCCAGCGGCACUCCGUGGGCCACACGAAGGUCCCCUUCUGCCUGCAGUCCUGCGUGAAGCCCCUCACCUACGCCAUCUCCAUAAGCACCCUGGGCACGGACUACGUGCACAGGUUCGUGGGCAAGGAGCCCAGCGGCCUGCGCUACAACACGCUCUCCCUCAAUGAGGAAGGAAUCCCCCAUAACCCCAUGGUCAAUGCUGGCGCCAUUGUCGUGAGCUCCCUGAUCAAGAUGGACUGUAACAUAGCAGAAAAGUUUGACUUUGUCUUGCAAUAUCUGAACAAAAUGGCUGGGAAUGAAUACAUGGGUUUCAGCAAUGCCACAUUCCAGUCAGAGAAGGAAACGGGGGAUCGGAAUUAUGCCAUCGGGUAUUAUCUGAAGGAAAAGAAGUGCUUUCCUAAAGGGGUGGACAUGAUGGCUGCCCUUGACCUCUACUUCCAGCUGUGCUCCGUGGAGGUGACCUGCGAAUCGGGCAGCGUCAUGGCGGCCACCCUGGCCAAUGGCGGCAUCUGCCCCAUCACCGGGGAGAGCGUGCUGAGCGCCGAAGCCGUGCGCAACACCCUCAGCCUCAUGCACUCCUGCGGCAUGUACGACUUCUCGGGCCAGUUUGCCUUCCACGUGGGCCUGCCGGCCAAAUCAGCUGUGUCAGGAGCCGUCCUCCUGGUGGUGCCCAACGUCAUGGGCAUGAUGUGUCUGUCACCUCCACUGGACAAGCUGGGGAACAGCUACAGGGGGGUCAACUUCUGCCAAAGGUUGGUGUCUCUCUUCAAUUUCCACAACUACGAUAACCUGAGGCACUGCGCUCGGAAAUUAGACCCACGGCGCGAAGGGGGAGAAGUCCGGAACAAGACUGUGGUCAACCUGUUAUUUGCUGCCUCUAGUGGAGAUGUCUCAGCUCUUCGAAGGUUUGCCUUGUCGGCCAUGGAUAUGGAGCAGAAAGACUAUGACUCCCGCACCGCCUUGCACGUUGCUGCUGCUGAAGGACACAUUGAAGUUGUUAAAUUCCUGAUUGAGGCCUGCAAAGUGAAUCCUCUUGUCAAGGACAGGUGGGGCAACACCCCCCUGGAUGAUGCGGUACAGUUCAACCACCUGGAGGUGGCCAGACUGCUGCAAGACUACCAGGAGUCUUACACACCGUCUGAGACCUGGGCCGAGGCUGCAGCGGAGGCCCUGUCCAAAGAGAACUUAGAGAGCAUGGUGUGAGCAUGGGGCAUGCAUGGUCCCUGCCCAAGAAAAAGCACGAGCUGGCCACACACUUAACAUAUAAUCACCAAACAUGCUACGGAGGGCCGCACGGCUUCAGUGGAGACCAGGACUAAGGCCAGUGCUUUUUGUGAAAGAGCUGAAAUACCCUGUUCCCUUGGCAGAAAGAGUAUAGAGAAGUGCCUUUGUGGACCCCUGCAGUAGAGCUACCUGCAAAGACUGUGGGCUUCCUCUAAGUACAGACUAAUGGCUUCGCCCACUGCAGAUCAUCCCAGGUCUUCACGCAGGUCCCCUCUUCUCUCCGAAAAAGCCAUUCUGAGAGAGUGUCCAGCGGGGGGCUCUAGCCACCCUACACGUGUGUAUAUACACAGAGGAAGAGGGGGCUAUGUACCGGGCUUUGGUAGUCUGCAGACUUCCCCCUUGGCCAGAAGUGCUGCUGCUGCUAAUAGCAAUUUUAUAGACAGAGGAAGUAUUUUGUGCUCAAAUAAACUUUAAUCACACAAAUUAUUUUUGCCAGACCCAGUCCUUCUCUUUCUCUCCUAGGGCCACCCAGCUGCAUCACCAUCAUAAAGAUAUUGUAGAGUAAGAUGGAACCACAGGGUCAGACAGAGCCCAAAGAAUACAUAUUUCACAUACAUAC